This is a messenger RNA of Porites lobata, 2948 nucleotides long. The record is from the annotation of a GenBank genome assembly. NCBI's taxonomy places the organism in Eukaryota, Metazoa, Cnidaria, Anthozoa, Scleractinia, Poritidae.
AUGGCUGGCAAAUUAAAAGUUUCUGGGGAGUCUCAACGUUACAUCAACAUGGAAGCCAUGGAAGGUCUCUUAGAUGACCAAAGUCGACACUCUUCGCUGACAAGAAAACGCUUUCAAGUAAUCUCCUCGAUCUCUGUGAGAACGCUCAUUUGCAUUGUGUACUUUCCGUUUCUGGCCUGGCUGAUUAUUGGAAUGGUCUUGUACUCUGUCCAUGCUUACGAAACAACCUUCAUUGCAAACCAUACCAUCCUCGAGUCAACACAACGUAAAGCAUUUCUCCACGCUGAUCAAAUGAUACUCCUAUGGAUGGUUUCCCAGAUAAUUAACGUUGGUCUGGUUACACUUGGUUUGUCAAAAAUACCAUCCUUUCUUGGCUAUUUGGCCAUCUUGAAAUUGCUUGUGCGCCUGCCAUCCUUCUGGAGUCUUUUGUCUUUGUACGGCAUAUCUUUAUUACGUUAUCUUCUACUCAUGUGGUUAAAAUACGACUCGGGAAAAGAAAUGGCCUUCAUUCUGGCAUCCAUAAUUUGGGAAGGCGCCCAGAUCGUAUUCAUUGGCUUCCUGAAUUUCACUCAGGUUAAACAUGCUCAGAAAAAGUAUCCAUUUAUGGUUUUAGUUUUCUUCAAAUUUAACAUGUUCAUUUUAUUUUUAACUGACUUUUUAAUUUUUGUUGUGAACACUCUUCAGUUUGCACUCCACAUUGAUCAAAUUGAUGAGAGUGAUGGCGUUUCUUCAGAGUUACUUUCGUUGAUAGGUGCAAUCCGUAAAUUUACAACGUUUGCUUUGAUGUAUAAAAUGUAUAUAUUCUACUGGCAAAAGAUGUUUGUUGACAACAGGAAUAUACUUUGUCACUAUGAUCAUCUGUAUCAGCUUCCUUAAAGAGGGUAUACGUCACGCUAUCUCCUUCCUUCUUUAACUGACCCUUUCGCUGCCAAAUUUAGCCAAAAGCAAAUUUCGACCAAAUUUCCAACUUUCAUUUUGUGAAAUUUUGAAAAAACAAAUAGCACUAUGUUUAAGUACAGGAAGAGAGCUUUCAUUUGAAUAGUCACAUCAUAGGAUUUCGUCCGCAGAUUCAAAAGUUACAGUCACCUUACAAAACUCCAUUAAGCACUCUGGGCUCAGUUGUUCGAAGGCCGAUUAGCGCUUAACCCAGGGUUAGAUUUAACCCUAGUCUGUGAACAGGCCUUUGGUCGAGCGGUCCCUCUCCUCGCGAUUUUUUUCCCCAAACAGAGAGCCUAUUCACAAGCUAAUUUAACCUGGAUUUCUUUUUCUUUUGUUCAAAAGCAUUUUCUCGGAUAAUUUUCUCCGUUAUUUUUAAGAGCAUGCAAUCAUCAACUUGUUGACAAAAAGAAUUAAACUGAAUUUACUCUUUAAGCUUUCAUUUCUGAAUUCAAAUUUCGCACUAACCCUGGGUUAUCUUAACCUAGCUUUGAACAACCCGGCCCUGGUCGUGAAAGAGUUAAAAAAGCUAUACUGUGAUGGCGUUUCUUCAGAGUUACUUUCGUUGAUAGGUGCAAUCCGUAAAGUUAGUACGUUUGCUUUGAUGUAUAAAAUGUAUAUAUUCUACUGGCAAAAGAUGUUUGUUGACACCAGGAAUAUACUUUGUCACUAUGAUCAUCUGUAUCAGCUUCCUUAAAGGGGAAACGUCACGAAACUUGACUCUAUUUAGGCCUUAAAACUGUUUCCGGUCGUCUGUUACAGUAGAUGGUAAGGAUGGACAUGCAUUGAAACUUCAACUUUUAAAGCUAUACCUGAAAAAAUUACCAAAACGUUACUGUGUCCAGUGCUCCAUGAUGAAAUGUGUUUGAUAUCUACUUUAUAUUACUAUGCAAGGAACGUUUUUUUGGAUGGGUAAAGACACAAAGCAAUGAUUUCAGCGCAGAAUUGAGCUAAAACACCAAUACCCUUGUGACAUAGCUUCGGCGUUAUAUGUUCCUUUACUGUGUACUAAGGGCAACCAUGCUUGAGAAAAUCUUAGAAUAGCUAGUUAAAAUAAAAAAGUUUUUUCUGAAAGAAAUAAAUGUCUUUUUAUAGUCAUAUGAUUAUUGUGACUGAUCGUUUAGCAUUUCUCCAGCUUAAUAGAGGGAGCCUUCCUGCCAUCCAAGAGGUAGGCGGCACAUCCCUAAGAAUAACUGCUAUGAGUAACCCCCAACCCCCGGGAUUAAAAAGCACCUUCCGAUCUUCUAUAGCUUUCUGUGAUUCUCAGCACGAAUGCGCAAGAAAAAAAGGAAUAUUUGACACAUGCCUGCUAGAUUACAACUAUCAUUGUCGCCUUUGGCUGGUCAGCCUUCCUUGCUGUUUGAACAAGCCAUCUACUCAAUAUAUGUGUUUGCUUUUUUUGUGUCGUAAAUUUGGCGAAAGGUGAAAAGUGCAAGUCUCCUUACUUUUUAGCCUCCUCAGGUAAAAUAAAAAUCUUUUGGCACAAGAAUGAGGAAAUUUGAAUGUAACUUUCACGCAAAAACCCAAUAUUCCAGAUUGAUUGAGAUUGUCGUUAUUAAGCAAAGACUGGACACCACAAUCUUAAUCAAUUGAGGUUUCUGAGUAACUGACCACCUACCCUGAGUCACAAUCUUCCCGUAAGCGAGAAGUAAGUGUUAAUGUUGACUUAGGGGAGGCGUAGGUGGGUAGUUACUUAGUGGGCAGGCUUUGCAGCCUUUUUAUCUAGAACUUAGCCACUUUUCAUCAUCAUUCCGGCUCUCCCUCUUUGGAUUGAGUCUUUUUUAGGUCAAAAAUUUGCAGUUGGUCAAUAGCCUUCAACACAACCAUAACAGGCCACUCUUUUAAAACAUUUUUAUUACCAAUGAUUAAUGGCAUUUUUUUAAGUCUCAGUGAGUGCUGCCUUGUCUGGCUUCUGGGCGUUGACUGAACACCACUUUUACUUGCCAGCAAUUUUACUUGCCAGAGUGACCUUGCUGUCGCUGUCGUCUUCUCGGCUGUCUUCUCUUUACUGA